This is a messenger RNA of Miscanthus lutarioriparius, 393 nucleotides long. The record is from the annotation of a GenBank genome assembly. Lineage: Eukaryota; Viridiplantae; Streptophyta; Magnoliopsida; Poales; Poaceae.
AUGGACACUUGCCACAAGCUUCAGCCGAUCCUCACUAUUGUGAUCUUCACCAUCUGUGAUAGGUACGGAGCAAAUGGCGAGCGAUGCGACACGUCAAGCAUCCAGGUGGACACCAUAAACACCGGCACGAUAGUGACCGGUGGCGACACCAUCUUCGUAGUGGAGGUGAAGAACCAGUGUCCAUGCGCCGUCAGGAACCUGCGCCUCGGCGGCAGGGGCUUCGCGACGACAGUGGACGUGGAUCCGGCUGCGUUCCGCACCGACGAUGGUGGCGUCUACCUGGUGAACGGUGGCGAGCCAAUACCAAGUAUGGCCACCGUCAGCUUCCAGUAUGCCUGGGACCAUUUCUUCCAAAUGACUCCAAGGAGCUUGGAGGUUGACGGCGCGUGCUAG